Molecule: messenger RNA, 2135 nt
Organism: Parasteatoda tepidariorum (common house spider)
Lineage: Eukaryota; Metazoa; Arthropoda; Arachnida; Araneae; Theridiidae
Product: nurim homolog
Cellular component (GO): nuclear membrane
Source: RefSeq, a predicted model, not a curated record
AUGACAGAAAAUAUGAAAAACUCCUCAUUGACAACUAAUCUUUUUCAAACUACAAAUUUAAACAAAACAAAAAUGCUUCCCGCCGCGCUUUCGUUUUCUUGAUCAUUUUGUUAGAUAUUUAUUUCCACAUUUCUUUAACUGCUAUAAUUCCAUAUGACUGAAAACUAAAGACACAGAUAUGGCUGUCAAUAAUAAUUUACUUCUAUUAGUUACUGUUUUUGUUUUGCUAUUUUGUAUCGCUACACUUUUUCAAUUUGGAUUGUUCUUAUCUUCGCAUUCAGCUCUAAAAGAUCACCAUCUUUCAUUGUACGAAAAAAAUGAUAGUGUUUUGUUGCACCUUUUUAAAGAUGGUUCUUUACUUCUUAUGUUUGUAUUGCAACAUUCUCUCCAAAAGCAGAAGAUAGUUAAAGAUAGCAUGUCUAAAUUUGGUUUGGCAUCUGUGGAAAGGUUAUUUUAUAAUUUUGGAUCAUGCUUGGCCCUUCAAAUACUUAUGACCUUUUGGCAAUCUGUGCACAGCUGGACAAUUUGGGAAAUAUCUACAGCUGAUAAAGAUUAUGUUUGGUGGUUUUUUACCAUCAUACAUUCAAUAGCAUGGUUGAUUAUUUAUAGCGGUUGCUUUAUAAUGGAUAUUACUGAACUUCUUGGGAUUAAACAGGUUCACCACAGUCUUCAGAAUUGGCCUGAACCUCUGGGUCUGAAAUCCGAAGUUCCAAGAGACUGAGCGUUCUAUUAUAUGUCAACAAUCUGUGAACCUCAAAAUAGUAUGUAUGCAGCACCUUGUCUUCCAGCUAAAAAAUAAUUUCAAUAUUGUCUGAGAAAAUAUUAUAUUUUUAUUUAUUUUUUAUCAAAUGUAUUUUAAGGAUUUAUUUUAAAAACUAAGGAUGAUAGUGAUCAUGAUAGUGAAAAAUAUUUAAAAGAAAAAAGGAAUUCAUUGAGAAGUGAUAAAUUUUAAUGUAAAAACAGUUACAUGCAAGCUCUCCAGAUAUUUUUAUACUAUAAUGUUUUAUAAAUAUAGAUCAAAUUUUUAAUUUCAGCAAAGUACAGGUGGGCACAGAAAAAUAGAAAAUUUUGAAAUAAUAUAUAAUUUGUAUAAAUUAUGCACAUAAAUUUUUUUUUCUCAUUGAUGAAAGUGCAUGUAUAUAUCGUAUGCUAUUUAUAUUUUCGAAACAAAAUGUCAGAAACUGUCUACUUCUUAAAAAUGAAAUACGUUUUAUGUAGGUGUUCACAUUCUUAUUGUUUUUAAUGGAAACAUUUAAAUGCUUGGUAUUGCAAUUUUUUACAUGUCCUCUUUAAGAAUUAAAAUAAACCGUAUUUUACAUAUUGUUAUGCAAAAAUUAAUUUCUUACUCUAUACAUGUACUUUUGUCUACAAAAUAAUUUUUCUUGCAUUCAUUUUAUACAAAUUACAUUCCUUCAAAAUUUCCUGUUUCCUUGUGCUACUUGUCGUUUUCAGAAAAUAUAAUAUGUUUUGUUAAUUUUUAAGGUGUACUAAAUUGUUUUUAGUUGAUUUAAGCUUCUUGCAAUGUUGCAACACUUAAAAGUUGCAUUAUUUAGUUCCAUGGUCAUCAAUUCAAAUACUUUACUUUCUAAAACAUUUAAAAUCUGCACUCAUAAUUUUAAUCUAUAAUUUGAUUGGAGCAUUAAAUAUAUGUUAUUUUUUAAAUCACUUCUCCUGAUUAAAAUAAUUAUGGUAUUUUGUUGAAUUAAAUUGCUGAUAAUAAUUUGAAUUUUUUCAUUUAAAGAGCAAAUUAAUCAAAAUUUUAUGAAGUUCAUAAUGGUUAUUUUUAAACGUUGGCCACAAAAUAUAUCUUAAAUUGUAAAUAUUUAUCUCUGGUGAUUGUUGUAUAUUAGUUUACAUCAUAUUAUCUAUUUAUUUUCAUGUUUCAUAAUAUGUAAAUAUGUAAUAAAAGUGGUUCCUGUUUUUAAUCACGCAUGCCAUAUCAAUUUUGUACUUUUCAAAUAUGUCUUAUAUUUUAUUGUUUAUGUGAAAUGUUAUAGUUUUUGUGAUAUCUCCUCAGAUUCAUGAAUUUCCUUUGCUUACAGCUUACAAUAUCAUAAUAUUACUAACUAAUGUAUUUUUAUUAAUUUAGAUAGUUUUAUACUAUAUUUUGUUAAUAAAGUGCAGCAAAAUUAUGA